AUGUCUAGCUUUCUUUCACUCCUUCAGAUCUUCAUCGGUUUUCUGUCUCUUCUCUCUCUUGUCCAUGGACAAGAUGGGACCUGGAUCAAUGCUCAGGCCACCUUCUACGGUGGCGGAGAUGCAUCUGGAACAAUGGGUGGCGCGUGUGGGUAUGGGAAUUUGUACAGUCAAGGGUACGGUACAAGUACGGCGGCGUUGAGUACGGCUCUAUUUAAUAAUGGGUUAAGCUGCGGUGCAUGUUUUGAAAUAAAGUGUGUUCAAGAUGAAAAAUGGUGUCUUUCGGGUUCAAUUGUUAUAACCGCUACCAAUUUCUGCCCGCCCAACAACGCCUUACCCAGUAAUGCAGGUGGGUGGUGCAACCCGCCACUCCAUCACUUUGAUCUAUCUCAACCCGUAUUCCAACAGAUUGCCCGUUACAAAGCUGGCAUUAUUCCGGUCAAUUAUAGAAGGGUUUCAUGCAAGAAGAGUGGAGGAAUUCGGUUUACUAUUAACGGACACUCUUACUUCAACUUGGUUUUGAUCACCAACGUUGGCGGAGCAGGAGAUGUACAUGCAGUUUCAAUCAAGGGGUCGAAAACCGAGUGGCAACCGAUGUCAAGAAACUGGGGGCAAAAUUGGCAAUCGAGCUCUUAUCUUAACGGUCAAGCCCUGUCUUUCAAGGUUACAACUAGCGAUGGACGAACCGUGGUCUCAAACAAUGUGGCUCCGCCGAACUGGUCGUUUGGACAAACCUUCGCGGGCGUUCAAUAUAACUGAAGAAAACUACUUAUUUCCAUCUUGAAGAAAACUACU
This is a messenger RNA of Impatiens glandulifera, 792 nucleotides long. Its product is annotated as expansin-A15-like. NCBI's taxonomy places the organism in Eukaryota, Viridiplantae, Streptophyta, Magnoliopsida, Ericales, Balsaminaceae. The transcript has 3 exons. The coding region runs from base 1 to 756 and encodes 251 amino acids. The record is from RefSeq and is a predicted model, not a curated record. Gene Ontology annotation, biological process: plant-type cell wall organization. Gene Ontology annotation, cellular component: extracellular region.